AAGGGACUGGGCCGCAUAGCAGACGUCUGUCGACCAUACGGCGUACAGAUUGGCAUAUCACUGAACUUUGCCUCCCCGGAAGACGUAGGCGGCCUCGACACGUAUGAUCCGCUCGAUUCCGGUGUCAUUUCAUGGUGGCAGAAUAUCACCGAUAGCCUCUAUACAUACGUACCAGACAUGGCUGGCUAUCUUGUCAAAGCUGACUCUGAGGGCCAGCCCGGCCCUGACACGUACAAUCGCACCUUAGCCCAAGGGGCUAACCUUUUUGCACGGGCCCUGCAUCCGCAUGGUGGCGUGCUCAUGUUCCGCGCUUUUGUCUACGAUGACAACCUCAACGAAUCCGACUGGAAGGCCGAUCGGGCUAAAGCUGCCGUGGAAUACUUCAAAGACCUCGACGGUCAAUUCGAAGACAACGUCGUGGUACAAAUCAAGUACGGUCCAAUCGACUUUCAAGUCCGCGAACCUACUUCCCCCCUGUUCGCCAACCUCUUUCACACCAACACAGCUAUCGAACUCGAAGUCACCCAGGAGUACCUAGGCCAGCAAUGCCACCUAGUCUACCUCCCACCCCUCUGGAAGACCGUUCUCAACUUCGACCUGCGUGUCGACCACCAACCAUCAGUAGUCCACAACAUCAUCUCCGGCGAACGAUUCAACCGCUCCCUCGGCGGCUGGGCAGCAGUCGUCAACGUCGGCACCAACCGAACCUGGCUAGGCAGCCACCUCGCUAUGUCCAACCUCUACGCAUACGGCCGCCUCGCCUGGACCCCAACCGACAAUUCCGAGCGUAUCCUCGAAGACUGGACCCGCCUCACAUUCGGCUCAUCCCCCCAAGUCCUCAACACCAUCAGCGACCUAUCCAUGUCCUCCUGGCCCGCCUACGAAAACUACACCGGCAACCUCGGCAUCCAAACCCUCACCGACAUCCUCUACACCCACUACGGACCCAACCCCGCCACCCAAGACAACAACGGCUGGGGACAAUGGACCCGCGCCGACCACUUCUCCGUGGGCAUGGACCGCACCAUCUCCAACGGAACCGGCUACACAGCCCAAUACCCGUCGGAAAUCGCCGAGAUCUACGAAUCCCUCGAAACUACCCCGGACAACCUCAUCCUCUGGUUCCACCACGUCCCAUGGACCCAUCAACUGCACUCGGGCGAAACCAUCAUCCAACACUUCUACAACGCGCACUACGCCGGCGCAGAAACCGUCCAAGCCUUCAUCCCGCGAUGGGAAUCCCUACAGCACCUCAUCGACCCGGAUCGAUACAACGCUAUCCGCUCCCGACUGGUCUACCAGGCCGGCCACGCCAUCGUCUGGCGCGACGCCAUCACAAACUUCUACUAUAACAUGACCGAAAUCCCCGACGACAAGGGCCGCGUAGCUCACCACCCCUGGCGCAUCGAAGCCGAGAGUAUGCUUUUGGACGGAUACCAGAUCUACGCCGUUAGUCCAUUCGAGGCUGCAUCGAACACCACGGCGAUUGUCACGACAUCGAAUUCAACCACCGGGACAGCGAGAACCACGCUCAACUUCCCACCCGGAACGUACGAUAUUGGUGUGAAUUACUAUGAUCUGUAUGGGGGACAAUCUCACUAUACGUUGUUGCUGAAUGGGAAGGCGGUGGGUCAGUGGGUGGGGGAUAUGGAACAUCAUUCUCUGGGUCAUACGCCGUCGAUUUACUUGGACGGACACUCGGCGACGAGGGUUACGUUUCGGGGGGUGGAGAUUCGGCGGGGCGAUGAGCUGGAGAUUGUUGGUCGGGCGGAUGGGGAUGAGCCGGCGCCGUUGGAUUAUGUUGUUCUUCUGCCUCCGGGGGUGAUUGACUGAUUGGAUGGUUGAUGUCGAGUUGGCCAGAUGGCUUGUUAAUAAUUGCUUCACUGAAGAGACUAUCGUAAAUCUAUUGUUGCAAG
Aspergillus ibericus CBS 121593 is the source of this 1916-nucleotide messenger RNA. RefSeq names its product alpha-glucuronidase (gene aguA). The annotation marks the transcript as partial. NCBI's taxonomy places the organism in Eukaryota, Fungi, Ascomycota, Eurotiomycetes, Eurotiales, Aspergillaceae. The record is from RefSeq and is a predicted model, not a curated record. Gene Ontology annotation, molecular function: alpha-glucuronidase activity. Gene Ontology annotation, biological process: xylan catabolic process. Gene Ontology annotation, cellular component: extracellular region. The transcript has a single exon.